Homarus americanus (American lobster) is the source of this 2649-nucleotide messenger RNA. RefSeq names its product caspase-1-like. Lineage: Eukaryota; Metazoa; Arthropoda; Malacostraca; Decapoda; Nephropidae. The record is from RefSeq and is a predicted model, not a curated record. The transcript has 8 exons. Gene Ontology annotation, molecular function: cysteine-type endopeptidase activity; protein binding. Gene Ontology annotation, biological process: proteolysis. Bases 450 to 2177 code for a protein of 575 amino acids.
CGUAACCGACUGCUCAUUCACCUUUUAUGACCAAUUGAUACCGUCGUGUUUUUUGCUGAUCUGCUUCUGUUGACUCUACAUAUAGUCAUGAUGUGCUUUUUGAAUUCUUGAUUAAGUGGUGUUAAAUGAAAAGUUACUGAAAGAGACUGUGUGGUAAACCGUUUUUCCUAAUGACAAACUAAUAUUAAUUUGUCUAUUGUUAUGACGAUUUAUAAUCUUGGAGCACCUAGUUUGACAGGACAGGAUCCACGGUAACUUGCUUGGGCAUUACGAGCCAUAAUUUACGGCUGAGAUUCUGUACAUACUAGUGAAGGUCUUCAGUGUGUCGCUGAAGGGCCCCGUGAAGGGCCGUGAGUGACGGCGAAGUGCAUUCGUUAAGUGUCAGCCAAUUCGAUUUUACAAACAACUUCAAUCAAAUCCAACGACUCUUCAGAGUAGCAUCUCGGAAGAUGUCAGCAUUUAAUCGCAAGAUGAUGAUCCCAGAUGGUGUUGUCGUACAAAAGCCUUGUGUUUGUCCUCAGCGGGAGUGGGGAGAGAUAUCAUCAGAGACGUGCAUCAACUCAUACCAUGGAAACCGUCAGACAGUGCUCAAGUGGCUGGCAGAAGGCGGCGACAUCAACGCGACGACCAACUUGGGCUACACUUUCUUAUCUGCAAUUUGUGCCAACGGCAACGUGGACACCUUAACGUGGUUGCUGCAGAACAAUGACCUACACUUAAAUAUCAAGAACCAAUGGGGACAGACGCCGUUGAUGGUGGCAGUUCACCGGGGCAAUGAAGGGAUUGUCCGUCAUCUUCUCAAUACAGCACUUACGUGCAAAAUCGACUUAACUGUGCUGGAUAAGAAUAACAUGACCGCCCUGGGGUUGGCUGCACAAGAGAAGAAUUGGGUUGUCGUGGACCUUCUGCUGCAGCCAGACAUUCGCUAUGACAUGGAAACCCUCGACUUAACAUUGUUCAAGGCAGCGGAGUGUGAGAAGUGGAAAGUGGUCGGCUACCUCCUCGACCAAUACAGGGGGUUCGAGGAAGAAACCAUCAGCCUAGUUCUUGAGAAAGCUUCCGCCAAGAACAGCAUCAGGGCGGUGCGGAUAGUGCUGGAGAAACACCAGUCGUGCACUUACGAGAACCUCAGUGUGGCCCGCACCGCCGCUCACCAGGCCGGCUACCCUGAUGUAGAGAGACUCCUCGACGAGGCCCUCGGCAAAUACAUCUUAAAAAUGAGACGAAACCCUCGGCCAAAAGGAAUCAUCGUCCCCGCCAAGGUUGCUGACGACAGGAGGUUGGGAAUGACUGACAUUGGAGGUUACUUAACACCAACACCUGGUAGAGCUCCUCAGGUUGCUGAUGGCAGGAGGCUGGAAAUAACUGGCACUGAAAGUUACUUAAGGCCAACACCUGGUAGAGUACCUCAGCAUGAGUUGCAGAUAAUACAGCAGAGGAUCAGUGUGAAGGUGUCAAGCACCGUGAUGUCUCCCGCCCCUGACGUGUACGACACAACCACCAUCCCACGGGGCCUCGUCCUUAUCCUUAACUAUAAUAAUUUCGAAGGUCGUCCAAACCAGAAGAGAAAUGGCUCCACCCAAGAUGUGAAGAACCUACUGAACCUGUGCGACCAAAUGGGCUACUUAACUGAGGUUCACACUAACCUCACAAAGGAACGAACAAUCCAGAUAGUGGAGAGUUUUAGUCGACAAGACCGUUUGAAUGACGUUGGCUGUGCCAUCGUCACCAUCAUGAGUCAUGGGUUCAGCAGGCACACCUUCCUGGCCUCGGACAUGCAGCACAUCGAGGUCCCUCAAAUACAAAACUACUUUCUGGAGAACGUGUGUCCCGCCCUCAAGAACAAGCCUAAGAUCUUCCUCCUGAACUUCUGCCGGGGCGAUGACACCCCUGCCAUAUACGACAGUGAUUCUAUAAGGGAACAACCCAGAAAUAUGUUAUGUAUCUACUCCACCACCGAGAACUUCAGAUCCUACCGUGACACGGAGCGAGGGUGUCCCUUCAUCUUCAAUCUGUGUGAGGUUAUCGCUGAUCAUGCCUACGAGAUGGAUCUUGACGAUUUAAUCCGCAAGUUUCAAAAAGUUUAUCACUCCAGCUCUACGCCAGAGGUACAGAACCUUGGUUUCCACAAAAAGUUUUAUUUUAAUCCAAUAGGCUCCGCUCAUUCUUCGACUUAGGACCUGUCCACACGCUGCAAUAACCCUGGCAAAUUAUAAUACUAAAUGAACCUCUGUACAAGCAAUCAGUUACUGAUAAAUUUUCUUGUCACAUACAUUUAUAACGAUUCGUUAAAUAUCAGUGACAGGAAGUGUAUAAGGAUUCAAAAACAUUUGCUUGCUGUGUGGGAACGUCUUUUAGAUAUUUUAUUUGCCUGAGUAUAUGUAAGUUUUAAACUGAAACGACAUUGACAGCUUUACUCCUUGAAGUUCCUCGGCACCUCCGGAAUGUUUGUUGCAAUGCACAUUACAGUGACCCAAGUUCGAAACCCGACACUGGGUCAGAUGUGAGACUGUAUUAUCUAGUGUGACCCUCACUACCAAACACCGCUUAAGAAUCUGUGUGAUGGAUUUUAGUGCGUUUUUUCCCAGCUGAAAAGAGAUGCUCCGCUCCCUCCUCAAGAGUUACAGCUGGUUGUCUGUUGCAAAUCUG